UUGUGGAUCUGUUACAGGUCUUUGCGCUUGUGCGGUGAGAAAUAUUGACACAGAAACAGCCACUUUAGGCUUUUAUUUUGUAGGGGAUUAACUAUUAGACCGAGUUUUUGUAGAAUUUAAACUUUUUAGACGCUGUCUUCCUAUUUCUGUCGCCUUAACAACGCCUGUUGUGUUUCUCAUCUCCAUUCGGCCAUCUCGACACAUUAAGGAGGAUGUCACUCUACACAUGGAGACUUACAGGAUGACCAAACUGGUGUUUUACUAGAAUUAUCUGGGCGGGAGACAAGCUGAUCGGUGUGAUGAAGGAUAGACUGGCUGAACUGACUGCUAGCAGGACACGAGCAGAGGAGGAUGUUGCAGUCGUAGUGGACAGAGAUGGCUUCAUGGAGAGCUUUUUCAGAAGGGUGGAAGAAGUCAGGGGACUUCUUGAUAAGAUCUCCUACCAAGUGGAAGAGGUGAGGAAGAUGCACAGCAUGAUCCUGUCUGCACCCAACCCACAUGACAGAACAAAGGACCAACUGGAUGCACUGACCAACGAUAUCAAAGGGAAUGCCAAUGUUGUGCGAACUAAACUGAAAUCCAUGGAGCACAGUAUGCCCAAAGAUGAUGUAGCUAACAGAUCCUCUGUUGACUUCAGGAUCCAGAAAACGCAGCACACUGUGCUGUCCAGGAAGUUUGUGGAGGUCAUGACCCAGUACAAUGAGACACAAGUGUCCUUUCGGGAAAGAAGCAAAGGAAGGAUCCAGAGACAGCUGGAGAUAACUGGAAGACUGACCACUAAUGAGGAACUAGAGGACAUGCUAGAAAGUGGAAAUCCAUCUAUCUUCACAUCUGAUAUAAUUUCUGAUUCCCAGAUUACACGUCAGGCCCUUAAUGAGAUCGAGUCACGUCACCAGGACAUCAUGCGCCUGGAGUCGAGCAUCAGAGAGCUCCAUGCCAUGUUCAUGGACAUGGCAAUGCUGGUAGAAACCCAGGGGGAUAUGGUUAACAACAUUGAAACGAAUGUCUCAAAUGCAGCCGAAUACAUUUGUAGUGCAAAAGAAGAGACCAAAAAGGCAGUGAGGUACCAGAAAAAGUCACGCAGGAAAUACAUUAUCCUUGCCUUUGCUCUCUUGAUCCUGCUUGCUGUCAUUGCACUAAUUGUUGGCCUGUCUGUUGGACUAACCAAACCUCCUGUAUGAGAACUACUGUGAUUACUGCGUGAGAAACGUCUCUGCCUUGCCAUGUGUGGAGCUGCAGGUUUACUCCUUUUAAUCAUCAUAAUAGUUGGAGUCUUUGAGUGACGUAUUUCACGAGUCACACACUCAUAGCACUCAGCUGUGGUUGGCUCCUGUAAUGAGAAAACUUAAUAGAACAGGUUCAAAAUAAGUCAUUCACGAUGUUACAGCAUUACAGAGAGGAUCUCUUGACCAUGCUGAAGAAAGUAUAAUAUGUGCGAUCCACUUUGCAACAUCAGACCUCAUGAUACACUGUUCUGGAGCAAUUCCAUACAGCUAGAACAAAGCAUCCUGUCAGCAAACAUCCUUUUCCUUGAAUGGAAUAUAAUACACUGGAAGCACAUGAUGUUUAUACAUUGGUGUGUGUCCUGUAUUGCUGCUGUUUUUUCAUGUUAAGUAUCACUCUCAGACAUUUCUUGGUCUAAUGACUGUAAAGGAUAUCUUGGAAAUAAGCUAAUAGAGACAGAGCAGAGUGCGUCAUACUCUGAAAACCAUGCCCACAGGAGGGGAAAACUAUUGGUGCUACAAUAUGCCACCAAAGACUAAAACGCUAAUAUAAGAUCUAUAGCUAGCUUAAAACAUUAGAUUUAAAAGUGUCAAAUUAUUACCUUAGCACCUAUGUCUACCAGAGAGGACAGGUUAGCUGUUAGUAAGCUAAUGUUAGCUUUGUUAACGGCACUUACAAACAUAAUACUGCAUAGCUUUCUGAUUUAUCCAUAUUCAACUAUAACACAAGUUGCAUACUGGCAAAAUGCUUUAGCUUAAUUAACAUAAAUACAGUUAGCUUAAAACUGACACUUGGAUAUUUAAAUUAGUCACAAAAUGCUUGUUGCACAUGUAAUGUUAGGCAUACUGACUCUAGUCUGAGCCAGUUUCCCCCUUCUUACUGUUGUUGCUUCACAUCUCAUAUCCUGUAUCCACUUUUGUCCUCCUAAAGACUCAACUUUUACAUUCCGCAGCUUGUAAAACAAUAGUUAUGGAUUCUUUACCCUGUUGCCAGUUUAUCCCACCACACAGCACUUUUCCAUUGUUUGCUAGCAGACAGAAUUGACAGGGUUUACCGUAACACAAAAUCAAUGAAAAGCUAUAAAUUAUUAUUAAUUAUUUCCCCCUCAAGUGUGGACAGGAUUGACUUCUUACUGAGAGUUAAAUAAGAAGAUUUAUAGCAUUCAUGCCAUAAAUGUAGCCUAAAUAUGAAGCUGGUGACAGAAAACCAUCUAGCUUGUCUCGGCCCAAACCAACAAAUAUGGCACGCGAUAGGCUUACAGGCUAUUUGUCAAAUUUUGUGAAUUUUUUUCUAAUUCUGUGGUGCAAAACUAUUUAUUGGCCGGGCACAAGUGAUUUCCAGGAAUCUUGUCAUUGUGAUGUUGCCAGGAAACUAUCGAAGGCGCCAGGAAGUAAAUUUUCCUGGCACAUAGCCCCUGCUAAAACCCACAGUGUGUCAUUUUUACACUUUGUUUGUGUACAGGUUAAACAAACAAGAUAUUUGUGCGGUGGUUUGUGAACCCUAGAGAUGAUGGUGGGCUAAUUUUACCUUUGGAGAGCCAGGCUAGCUGUUUACCUUUACUCCCAGUUACUUUGUGCUAAGCUAAGCUAAACAGCUACUGGCUGCAGCUUCAUAAUUAGCAAAGAGACAUUACAGUGAUAUCCAUGUCAUCAUCUUACUCUAGACCAGUAGUUCUCAACCUUUUUGAGUCGCGACCCCCAAUUUAACAUGCAUGUUGUCCGCGACCCCCGCUCACUGUACAGAAUCUCACACGCACAGUUCAGAUCACCCAAAAAAGAAACAAAAUGACCAAAAAAGACACAAAUUGACAACAAAGUGAUCAAAAAAGACAAAAUGACCAAAAACGACACAAAUUGACCAGAAAAAGACACUAAAUUACCCAAUAAAGAAACAAAAUUACCAAAAGAGACACAAAAUGACUAAAAAAAGACACAAAAUGACCAAAAAAGGAAACAAAAUGACCAAAAGACACUAAAUGACCAAAAAAAGACACAAAAUGACCCCAAAAAAACACAAAACGACCCAAAAAGACACAAAACGAAAAAAAAAAAAAAUCACAAAAUGACCAAAAAAAGACAUUAAAUGACCAAAAAGACUUAAACACAUUAACACAUGAACACUUUAACACAGAGAGAGAGCUGACUUCCAAAAUUAUUUGGCGACCCCCAGAAAUCAUCUCGCGACCGCAAUUGGGGUCGGGACCCCAAGAUUGAGAAUAGCUGCUCUAGACAAUAAAGUGAAUAGGCGUUUUCCGCAAAAUGUUAAACUUCUGAUUUAUUAUUCAAAAUAUAUUGUGACAAUUGUCUUUGAUUGUAUAAUUUGUGUUUAAGUGUAUACUGCGUAUGUUCUCUUGUCAUUUUAUAUACUUACUGGAUUCAUGUGAAUUGAAUGUAAAACUACUACAGCUCAGGAGUCCUUCAGAAAUUGAAAAUUGAAAAAAAAAAUCUGUAAACAGUUAACUAUGUUUCAAUCACAAGAACUAUUUUCAGAUCAAUCAAAUGGAAUUCAUCACUUUAACUCUAAAUCAGCACCCUUACAAACGUGCCUUGUUGACAUUAAAUAUGACUUAACUUAUUGAAUAUAGAAUAUUUAUCACAGUGUGUGAUGACUGAAAUAUUUAUAGUAAAAAAAGUCAUGCUACAACGUAGGACUCUUGGACGAUGUUAUUUCAGGAGCACACAUUUACAUUUUGACACUUUUUUAUUUGUAAGUUAUUUCUUGUAUUUUAUAUUAAAACAGAAUAAUUAUGUCAUGUAAUUAAAAGAUAAAGAGAC
Centropristis striata (black sea bass) is the source of this 3998-nucleotide messenger RNA. RefSeq names its product syntaxin 2b (gene stx2b). Gene Ontology annotation, biological process: synaptic vesicle fusion to presynaptic active zone membrane; intracellular protein transport; exocytosis. Gene Ontology annotation, molecular function: SNARE binding; SNAP receptor activity. NCBI's taxonomy places the organism in Eukaryota, Metazoa, Chordata, Actinopteri, Perciformes, Serranidae. The transcript is spliced from 11 exons. The coding region runs from base 300 to 1181 and encodes 293 amino acids. The record is from RefSeq and is a predicted model, not a curated record. Gene Ontology annotation, cellular component: endomembrane system; SNARE complex; synaptic vesicle.